AAUUACUGAGGUCAUUUCCUCUAGGACACAUAAUUAUAAACAUCAAUCAACGACAACGUGUCUAAAAAGCAGUAGAUAUAAUUGUCUCUGAGAACACUAAGAGAGAGUCUUCAGCCGGCCGUCUGUACUUAGCUGUGUGUGUGUAUUUGGACUAUUGACCCAAGGACUGGAAUAUUGUGGCUGGGCAGUCUCACAAGAAUCAUUCCCCAAGCAAGAAGAUUGCACACAUUUAUAUUGAAAUACCAACAAGCCCCAAGACGACAAUGGUGAAGAGUUGUCAUCUCCUCCCUGCUCUGCUGUUGCUAUCCUUGCUAUUGGCUCCAGCACAUCAGCAAGCUACAGGAUCAGGAGAUGUUUCGGAGAUUAAUCGAACAGCAUCGUGUACUAGAGCAGGUACACCACAGAAUGUUCGAGUGACUGACGUCUCAUCAGAGUCAGCUCAGAUAUCGUGGAACGGCCUGAACAGCCUGGCUAGUGAUGACUCCUAUCAGGUGCUCUAUCAAGAAGUCAGUAGCACUCGCUAUUCCUCGAUCGCGGUGGACAGAAUGGAAUCUACCAUUCUUCUGGGAAACUUGAAGAGCUACACAGUGCACAGUGUGCAAGUGCGUGUGAUGUGUGGUAGUGGCCAAUACGGAGCUCUCAGUGCACCAGUCACCCCCUUCCAAACCCUCUCAGGCAAGCCGAGUGCAUCUGUGUCUAACCUCAACGCGACUCCCAACUUUAACAAUGUUCCAAACCUGGUACGAAUACAAUGGAACCACAUUCCGCACGAUGCUUGGAAUGGAAACGUCGGAGGGUACCUGGUGUACAUCUUUCAACCUGGGAGUCCUAACUCCAUACCUACUGACAGACAGGUCAACUUCCCCCUUGCUGAGCAAUUCCUUACACUGGACAAUGGAGACUAUGCUGUUCAAGUGACUGCCUUCAAUGGUCAGGGUAACCAAUCAGAUGAGGUGUCUGCUGCCAGAACGUUCACUAUUGGAGAUGGUUCCCCAGCGGCCCUCCUUGAAUAUCCGUUUGUAUACAUCAUUGUCCCUGGUAUCAUCUUCGUGGUGAUUAUCAUUGUCAUCAACGUGGUGAUAUUUAAGAAGAUUCACGAGACUCGUAGAAGAAGUGUGACUUACUGCAAAGAGCUAGCAAGCCACCGAGGGUUCACUAACGCUAUCCCCCUCCAAGAGCGCCGCUCCCCCAGUUCCUCGAUGUCCCCCCCGGGAGGUCUGAUCAGUCCCUCUGUAGUCCUCACUCAAGCUUCCUUUGUUAACCGACCUCUCCCUCUCUCACCGCCAAGCAACGGACCCAGUCCGACUAGACAGACGUGUCAGCAUUUCCACAAUCAAGAACCACUGGCUUUCGGUAAUGGACUCGCGACACCUAACUUUACCCCUGCCCCCAAAUUGCCCCACCCCGGCCCUCUCCCAAUAUUGUCUGAUGGUACAGACCCUAAUUUUGCUCCGAUACAACGCACGCUAACCAAUCAGAGUGCUUCUUCGUCCGUUUUCUCUCCCACUGCCUCUAUUCCACUCUUCUCCCAACCUCAGCAGCGAACAAGAGCUGUUACUGUCGGCGAUGGAAUGCCUUCUCCGUACGAGGUGCCAGAACACAAUGGGAGCACUCUUUCUCGAGGAGACUCUAACUCUCUGGUUCGUUCAGCCAGUGCUAGUGCAACCCAACACCGUGUUGUAGGUCCGAGAGGAGGGAAUUUACCCCCACCCCCUGCUCACUCGCCCCCUCCCCUCACACACAGCUCGAUGGAGCUUAGAGCGAGGAUGGACAGUGGGGGCGGAGUCCUCACAACCCCUCCAGGGCAGAACACACUUCCCCGCUCCAUGGGCAGCCAUCACGCAGGCCAUCCAAAACCAGGCGGCAUGAAGCACAUGCGCAGUGAUGGACACUUCCCUAUCUUUGAAGAGAAGCCUGAAGUCUAUAUUCGUCCUCUUGACUCGAGCGUGGAAGCUAGUCUACACAGUGGCAGCAGCUAUGGGCAAAAUGGUGUAGCUAGAAAACAAAGUUUGGAAAUGGCCCAAUAUCCGUAUCGUGGUGGCUUGGCUACCAAUGGCUCCAUUGUCGAAUCUGAAUUUAGCAAUUUCUCUGAGAGAACUGAGGGGAGUAGUAUGAUUCCCCGGGCCCCACCCCAUAACCCCACCCACCAAGAUCGAGACAGGAGCGUACGGUCGCAGGGACGAGAGUCGUUGUUCAGUGAGACAUCCAUUGAGCUCUCUGUGUCCAGUAACAGUGAGAGAGGAGGCUCCCCAGCAUGGGACCAUCGAGGGGCCACCUCGGACGUGGGUGUGGGCAUGCUCCACGAUACCUCCCACUCGCCAGAGAGCAGGGAGACAGUCAGUGAGGUCGGCACUGGAUACAAACCACAUCAUGUGUUCAAGCAGGUAUAAACAUUUCCCUCACCUCACACCCUAACAACGCACAUCAUACGAAUGAAUCACCUGCCAAGCCACACCCACCUUUCACUAAGCCCCUCCCAUGGCUCCUCCCAUUAUCAGCACAUAACUCCACCCACACUGUAGUGAACACGAACACCAGUGCUGUUUAUUAUUGUUAUCAUUGUGUCUCCUUCCAUACAAUAGUAUACAGUCCCAUUACAUGUACUGUACCUACGUACCUUCACCCAGGCAUUGUCUAGAACACACUCUACAACACACUGCAUUGUACAUCCAUCACUUUGUCCUUGAAUCAGUAUAAUUAAUACAGACUAACAACUUGUGCAUAUUAUAAAUAAUUAUGAUGAAAUGAUGUUAACAUUA
Messenger RNA from Halichondria panicea, 2759 nucleotides. RefSeq lists its product as uncharacterized. The coding region runs from base 264 to 2390 and encodes 708 amino acids. Gene Ontology annotation, molecular function: protein binding. The record is from RefSeq and is a predicted model, not a curated record. Lineage: Eukaryota; Metazoa; Porifera; Demospongiae; Suberitida; Halichondriidae. The transcript is spliced from 8 exons.